Trichoderma atroviride IMI 206040 is the source of this 249-nucleotide messenger RNA. NCBI's taxonomy places the organism in Eukaryota, Fungi, Ascomycota, Sordariomycetes, Hypocreales, Hypocreaceae. The record is from RefSeq and is a predicted model, not a curated record.
AUGUCACAGAGAAAGACGGGGAGAAAGUUCCCGAUGCCGCCGGCAAAGCCGGUCAGCGAGAACGCGCUGCGACGGCGAACAACCAUGCUAUGGCAAGUUCUCACUCUUGAAAGCAUUAAAAACCUUGCCAUUCCAGGAGCCGGCCUAAAGCGACCAGAAACAAUUGAACAACAGGACGGAACCCUUUCAAUAGCCAGUCUGGCCGGCGGUCAUGGAGCUAGAGUAUAUGAAAAUGCACAAGAGAUGUAA